CACACACGCACACACGCACACACACGCACACCCCCUCUGCCCAGCAUGUGUCCCCCCACCGAAGAAACGCCCGCCGCCAACGGCCAUAGCAACGGCACCAACGGUACACCUGUCAGCAAGGAGGGCUUCACGGGUGUCCACACCAAGCAGAACCCUCACCCGUCCCACCGCAGCCCAUACCAGCCCGUGGGCGACUUCUUGUCCAAUGUUGGGCGUUUCAAGAUCAUCGAGAGCACACUACGAGAGGGCGAGCAAUUUGCCAAUGCCUACUUUGACCUCGAGGCCAAGAUCAAGAUUGCCAAAGCGCUCGACAACUUUGGCGUGGACUACAUUGAAGUCACCAGUCCCGCUGCCUCGGAGCAGUCAAGAAGGGACUGCGAGGCGCUGUGCAAGCUUGGACUGAAAGCCAAGAUUCUCACGCACGUACGAUGCCACAUGGACGACGCCAGAAUUGCCGUCGAGACGGGUGUAGAUGGUCUCGACGUUGUCAUCGGAACCUCGGCAUACCUCCGCGAGCACAGCCAUGGCAAGGACAUGACAUACAUCAAGAACACAGCGCUCGAGGUUAUCGAGUUUGUCAAGAGCAAGGGCAAGGAGAUCCGCUUCAGCUCCGAAGACUCGUUCCGAUCAGACCUGGUCGAUCUUCUUUCCAUCUACAGCGCCGUCGACAAGGUUGGCGUCGACCGUGUUGGUAUUGCCGACACGGUUGGCUGCGCGUCUCCCCGUCAGGUCUACGACUUGGUCCGAACUCUCCGUGGUGUCGUUUCGUGCGACAUUGAGACGCAUUUCCACAACGACUCUGGCUGCGCCAUUGCAAACGCCUUUUGCGCUCUCGAGGCCGGAGCCACGCAUAUUGACACCUCGGUCCUGGGUAUUGGUGAGCGCAACGGUAUCACGCCUCUUGGUGGCUUGAUGGCUCGUAUGAUUGUGGCCGACCGCGAAUACGUCACGAGCAAGUACAACAUCAAGGCGCUCAAGGAAGUCGAGGACCUGGUCGCCGAUCUCGUAGAAGUCAACAUUCCAUUCAACAACUACAUUACCGGAUUCUGCGCCUUUACCCACAAGGCUGGUAUUCACGCCAAGGCCAUCUUGAACAACCCCUCGACCUACGAGAUUAUCAACCCUCAAGAUUUCGGCAUGUCGCGAUACGUCCACUUUGCCAGCAGGCUUACCGGAUGGAACGCGAUCAAGAGCCGUGCCGAGCAGCUUGGCCUGAAGAUGACGGACGCGCAGUACAAGGAAUGCACUGCCAAGAUCAAGGCCAUUGCAGACAUCCGCAAGAUUGCUCUUGAUGACACCGACUCGAUAAUCCGCACGUACCACAACAACCUCCACACGACAGAGGAAGUGCCGCUUCUGCCCGGCAUGACGGAAGAAGAAAAGGCCAAGUUUGCCCAGGCUGAGGCUGAGCUGAGUGGUGUGAACGAGAAGAGGGAGCUCGAUGCCACGGCCGAUGCACAAGCCGAGGUGCCUGUUGCUAAGAAGAACAAGGUUGUCACGGUCUCGUAAGCACCCAGCCGAACUGUAUAUAUGGGGUGCUUGGAGUUUGCCACAUGCGUUAGCUUUUCUUUUUCACUUCCGCGGAUUGUCUUUUAUCUUUUUUGAGCAGGCUCGCAUUUGUUCCGGCCACGGAAAAGUUGGUGGGUUUUUUGAUACCGAUAGGCAUGUAGGCAGCUGGCACAAUGUGCCGCAUUUAUGAGCAACAAUCAAAGUUUAGACAUGAAG
This is a messenger RNA of Exserohilum turcica Et28A, 1725 nucleotides long. RefSeq lists its product as uncharacterized. The transcript is spliced from 5 exons. Lineage: Eukaryota; Fungi; Ascomycota; Dothideomycetes; Pleosporales; Pleosporaceae. Bases 46 to 1509 code for a protein of 487 amino acids. The record is from RefSeq and is a predicted model, not a curated record. Gene Ontology annotation, cellular component: mitochondrion. Gene Ontology annotation, molecular function: homocitrate synthase activity.